Messenger RNA from Dermacentor albipictus, 1859 nucleotides. RefSeq lists its product as uncharacterized. NCBI's taxonomy places the organism in Eukaryota, Metazoa, Arthropoda, Arachnida, Ixodida, Ixodidae. Gene Ontology annotation, molecular function: CoA-ligase activity. The record is from RefSeq and is a predicted model, not a curated record.
AGACAAGAGCGAGCCACAUUCGACCGACGCGUAGCACCUACCACCAGUGUUUAGACCUUUCGUUUCUUUCUUCGUCUACCAAAAAACGUGUCAGACCCCAAAGCUCUGGGCAACUAAUUGUGUCGAGAGAAUCGAAAAUUUUGCCAACAAAGUGUGAUUUCAACGUGUACAACUCUGAAGAUGAAGGCUCGCAUUGAAGAUAACGUCAUCUACUCGCCCUAUCCAAGCAUUGAAAUUCCACUGUGUUCUUUCUACACUCUCGCAAGACAGAGGCUGCUUGUGGAUCCCGACAAGAUUGCUCUGGUUGGUGAUGGCGUGAGCCUCACACGUGCUCAGGUGUUGUCUGGCAUGGAACGCUACGCUGUGGGUUUCCGGCAGCAUGGCGUGCUUCCAGGGGACCGAGUGUGCAUUCACAUGGACAACGCAGUAGAAAAUCUAUUAGCCAUGUAUGGCUGUGUCCUGGCUGGAGCCACCAUUGUAUUAGCCAAGACGUCGCUCACGGAACGAGAACUCCGCUAUCAAGCAGAAGACGGUGAUUGUACGCAAAUCAUCACUGAAGAGCAGUAUACAAGGAAGGUCAAGGCAGCAGUUGGAAAUAUCAAUAUGAAAGCCCUCUUUUGCAUGGGACAUGCAGCCGGCUUCGUGCCAGCUUCCGCGUUUUCGAAGCUGGAUGAGCAACAGUUCUGCGAGUGCCCCAUUGACGACCCUCGGAGCACUGUGCUCGCUGUGUGCUACACGUCUGGAACCACGGGGAUGCCGAAGGGCGCAGAAAUCACACACUACAACUACGUGGCGUUGUUUUACACGGCAAGGUUGCACGUGCCAUGGGGGGAAGGAGACAUCUUUUUUGGCUCGCUGCCGAUCACGCACCAGUCCGGUUUGGUGUUCCUUAUGACACCUAUACUGGAUGGUGGUAGUUGCGCUGUUGUGUCGGCCAAGCUUACGCCUACAGAAAUCCUGGACGCUGUGGAUAAGUACAAGUCGACGGCGGCAUUGUUCUUCCCGUCUCAGAUCCAAGCUAUCGUAAGUCAUAUGCGGCGCACUGGAAGGACGAUGCCCAGCAUACGAGCAAUCGUCGUGGGUGGCAGUGUGUUCUCAGCUUCCGCAGCCGAUGCAACGCGUGCAGCAUUCAGUGGCCUCAAGGUCCUGCUCAACAUGUAUGGAAUGACGGAAUCGUGCGGCAUUGUUGCAGGUCAACCGAAGACGUGUGGUGGCCAAACCAAUGCUGGUGUUGGCGUUCCAACAACCGGUGUUCGGAUAAAGAUUGUUGACGUGUACACGCGUCGGAAACUUGGUCCCCACGAGACCGGCGAGAUUUGCUUCCAGUCAUUGUCUAUGGUGAGGGGUUAUUACAAGCGACCGAAGGAGACCGCCGAGCUUUUCGACGAAGAAGGCUGGUGUAAGUCAGGCGACGCUGGCUACUACGAUGAAGACGGCCAGCUGUACAUUCUCGAGCGACUGAAACAGAUGAUCAAGUGCAUGGAUAAUCAGGUCGUCCCCUCAGAGUUGGAAGAACUGCUGCUCCGCGAGCACGCACUCGAAAUCGCUGAGGUUUCCGUGGUGGGCCUUCCGCACCCGGACUACGGCGAGGCGCCGGCGGCUGCCAUCGUCCUUACGGAAGAAGGCAGGAGGAAUGACCUGCCGACACUCGUCGAGAGAAUAAAGGCCACGGUUGCCAGCAACCUUGCUGUGCACAAGCAUCUGUACGGAGGCGUUUAUUUCGUGGAUACUUUCCCGAAAACUGAGACAUCAAAAAUCAACAGAUCAGCCCUGGCGCGCUCUCUCCUAAGAGCAUAAUCUCUAGACUUUUGCUGAGUCCAGGAAUGUUUUUUGCCUCCAUCAAUAAAUAUUUUUUGGUU